UCACAUUCAGUGACAUCUUUGAAGCUGCAUAAUAAUUAAAUUUACAGGUCAUUGCUACUUGACUUUUUAUAAUUUAACGGAAUGAUAAUUUUACUUGUGAUAAUGCAAUACUGAAGUGUAUUGAUAAGAUUUAUUUUUUCUUUUUUUUAAGCAAAGAUAAUUGUGCAUUUUGAUGUGAAUGAUUUGUGAAGUUAAUAUGUCUGAAAAAGAUCAACAAAUUUUAAAACAAUUUUAUAAUUGUUGUAUUUUACGUGAUGGAAAAAUUUUAAACGAAGAUUUAUGGGUUCGUGAUGGAAAAAUUGUAAAUCCAGAGAAAAUUUUUUAUGAUGAAAAGAUAAAACCAAAUAUAAGAAUCAAUUGUAACGGAGCGUUAAUUUCUCCUGGAUACAUUGAUCUUCAGAUUAAUGGCGGAUUUGGCAUAGAUUUUACACAUAAUGUUAACAAUGUACAAGAAGGAAUUAAUAAAGUAGCCAAAAAACUAUUAGAAUUUGGUGUAACAUCAUUUUGUCCAACUUUGGUUACAUCACCUAGUGAAACUUAUCAUAAAAUAAUUCCAAAUAUUAAAAGAACCAAAGGUGGAAAACAUGGUGCAACUGUAUUAGGUAUUCAUUUAGAAGGACCAUUUAUUAGUCCAAGUAAAAAAGGAGCUCAUUUAGAGUGCCACAUAAAACAAUUUGAAAAAGGUUACAAGUCAUUAACUGAUAUGUAUGGAAGUUUAGAAAAUGUAAGUCUUAUUACAUUAGCACCUGAACUUCCCAAUACCCAGUCUGUGAUCAUAGAAUUAUGUAAAAGAAAUAUUAAAGUUUCUCUUGGACAUUCUGUAGCAAAUUUGAAAGAAGGAGAAGAGGCUGUAAAAAGUGGAGCAUCUUUUAUUACUCAUCUUUUUAAUGCAAUGUUACCAUUUCAUCAUAGAGAUCCAGGAUUAGUUGGUCUCUUAACAUCUGAUCAAAUCUUCCCUGGAAGAAUUAUCCAUUAUGGUAUAAUUGCAGAUGGUAUUCAUACCCAUCCAGCUGCAUUACGUAUAGCUCACAGAACUCAUCCUGAAGGAUUAGUACUAGUUACUGAUGCAUUGUCAGCAUUAGGAUUAGAAGAAGGAGUACAUCAAUUAGGACAACUUAAAAUCGAAAUACGCUCGGGACGUGCAUAUAUUGCUGGAACGGAUACAUUGUGUGGGAGUACAGCGGAAAUGACGAAAUGUGUUCGUCAUUUUAAAGAAGUAACAGGUUGUUCAAUAGUAGAAGCUUUAGAAGCAGCAACCCUUCAUCCGGCAAAAACUCUCGGUAUUGAAAGAACGAAAGGAACUUUGAACUAUGGAGCAGAUGCUGAUAUAGUAAUGUUAGAUAAUGAUUUAGAAUUAUUGUCAACAUGGAUAUCAGGAGAAUGUGUUUAUAAUAAACACAAAUGCUGCCGAUGAUAUAUAUUAUUUGAAUAAAUAUGAUUUAAAAUAUGAUUCCAUUAUCGAUUCGAAAUUGUUAAUAUUAUUCGAAAUGGUGGCGGAAUUGAUUUUAUAAAAUAAUUGUUUAUCUAGAAAAUUGUAUAAACAUUCAAUUUAUAACAUUUAUAUGUCUCAAAUAUCACAGUUUUCUUGCACAAUGGCUGUGAAUAUUGUUGUAAUUAUAUUUUGUUCAUUUAUGUAUUCAUAUUUAUGUAUUAUACAUAUAUUUUGUAUAAAAGUUUUUUAGAAAUGUAUAUUUUACUAUAUAAAAAAACCUAGAAAAUUAUGAAAAUUAAAUUUAAGUUUUAUUAUUGA
This is a messenger RNA of Apis dorsata (giant honeybee), 1750 nucleotides long. RefSeq names its product N-acetylglucosamine-6-phosphate deacetylase. The coding region runs from base 179 to 1414 and encodes 411 amino acids. The record is from RefSeq and is a predicted model, not a curated record. The transcript is spliced from 7 exons. Gene Ontology annotation, biological process: N-acetylglucosamine catabolic process. Lineage: Eukaryota; Metazoa; Arthropoda; Insecta; Hymenoptera; Apidae. Gene Ontology annotation, molecular function: N-acetylglucosamine-6-phosphate deacetylase activity.